This is a messenger RNA of Salmo salar (Atlantic salmon), 2038 nucleotides long. NCBI's taxonomy places the organism in Eukaryota, Metazoa, Chordata, Actinopteri, Salmoniformes, Salmonidae. The record is from RefSeq and is a predicted model, not a curated record.
UGUAGAGGAGGAGUUAUCCGGCCAGUAUAAAUGUUCCAGGGAGUUCCCUGGUCCACACUGCUGUGAGUUCGUACGUUAAUAAAAAAUUUAAAAAAACAAGCCCCCAGUCCACGGGGACAGAAACACCGAAAAGAAACGGCACGGAUUAACGGACGAGAUUGACAAGACGAAACGUCGCGGUUGGUAGAAUUAGGAUUGUAAACAUUGGAAACAGGUUGACGUAGCAGCGCUUGAUUCUACCCACCCCUUCCUUUCCUUUUGACUCGUUACUAUUCCUGCAACAUUACCUCAACUUUAUACUGGUUGUGUUCUCCGGUUGAGGGGAUUUAUAUGCGAUAUUACAAACCGGAACCGUUUUGGAUUUAGGAAUCUCUUAUUAAUUAGACUACUAGCCUCUGCUUUUUUCCCCAGCUCCUUGGUUUGGAUUAUUAACGUUUUGGAUUAUUAUUUUUGAUUUCAUUUCAUUUCUGCUGCUGUGGUGAACACUUGUAACCUUCAAGGAUCUCUCAAGAGUAUUUUUUUUUUUUUUAAGUGUGCAGUGGUAGGAUACGAUUGGUUCCGGACGGAUCUUGGCCUCGUCUUCUUCUCUAGCCCGCUCACGGCAUCAGGUGGCCGGCCACUGCAGAGAGAGAGAGAGAGUGGUCCCCCUCCCUCCCCUACCACCACACAGCGCCGCUCUGCCUCGGAGGAAAACGCAGACUCGUUAUUGUGUGUGUGUGUGUGUGUGUGUGUGUGUGUGUGUGUGUGUGUGUGUGUGUGUGUGUGUGUGUGUGUGUGUAUGUGUGUUCGUGCGAGGUGUUGCUUGGACAGACGCAGUGGAAUCGUUCCCGUUCCCGUUUUCGUUCUCUUCUCUUCUCCCUCACACACACACACGCACACACACACACGGAGUGUGAUUCUAAGCACGGGGCUCUUCGUCCGGUAUUAACGGACGUCUGAAGGGAAAUCAAUACCUCAACCACGUUGACCUGCACGAGAUCACCGAAGGGGGGAAAAAUAAAAAACCGAAUGCCGUUUCCUCGCUCUACGCGUGUUGGGAAUUAAUAACACAACCUCGCGUUGUGUCUAAUCUCACCUGCUACUGUGUGUGUGUGUGUGUGUGUGUGUGUGUGUGUGUGAGGGCGAGUGUGUGUGUGGGUGUGUGUGUGUGUGUUCGCCAAAGAAUUCAUUAGGAGGUGUUUCUUGGGUUUUUACCGUGUAUACAUCGUUUCACACCGGGAGAGGGGGGAGAUUACCGCACUGCACGCCCGCUGCCAUGUGGAAGAACUUUAUUCCGCUCUAGCGUCUAGUUUGUCCGUCUACCAGCCUGCCGCUUUACCUCACUCUCUUUCCGCCCGGACCGUUGUCAUCCAGACCCGCGGGUUUGUUCUGAUAUGUGAUAAUUUUUUUAUAUAUAUAUGUUUUUAAUAUAUAUACUACAAUAAAACCGCAACAAAACAAGGAGGAGCAAACACACAAAAUAAACAAACAGAGAGGGAGAGAGAGAGUUGGAAUCGUCCUCGUUGGGAUUUUACUUCUCCUGUGGAUUUUUACAAACCCUUCAGCGACUCCUUGGCCACCCGUCUCCUCAAAAACCAGUCAAUCCACUGCAGCGAUAAUGUCUCUAAGGUCGAGGAGCUUCUUUGCUCCGGCCCUUGCCUCAGUUCGCUGUCUACUGGUCGUCCUCCUGGUGGUCCUGGGGCUACCCAGCCGGGCAGAGGGCCAGCCAUGCCCGGCUCAGUGCUCUUGUUCCGGCUCUUCUGUGGACUGUCACGGCCAGGGUCUCCGCAGCGUUCCCAGGAAUAUACCACGGAACACAGAGAGACUGGAUCUGAACGCUAAUAAUCUGACUAAAAUAACCAAGGCCGAUUUCGCUGGACUGAGGAAUCUACGCGUGCUCCAGUUGAUGGAGAAUAAGAUCAGUGUGGUAGAGAGAGGAGCCUUCCAGGACCUGAAGGAGCUCGAGAGACUGCGUCUGAACCGGAACAGUCUCCAGGUUUUUCCAGAGCUUUUGUUCCUGGGAACACUGAAACUCUACAGACUGUAAGUUCAAUACUAU